Molecule: messenger RNA, 733 nt
Organism: Batrachochytrium dendrobatidis JAM81
Lineage: Eukaryota; Fungi; Chytridiomycota; Chytridiomycetes; Rhizophydiales
Exons: 6
Coding region: 1-705 (234 amino acids)
Biological process (GO): cristae formation
Cellular component (GO): mitochondrial crista junction; MICOS complex
Source: RefSeq, a predicted model, not a curated record
AUGUCCAAAUCUGUUAUUGAAUCCACUGCUGGAUCUACUCCUAGUUCUACUACUGGAUCUAAUCCUAGUUCUAAUCCUAGUUCUACUCCUGGUUCUACUUCAAUUCCUCAUCCAUUUCGAUUUUCUUCUUCGAAACUGUCCAUUUACGACUCUCCUGAACUGCAGUGUCCUACCAAACCUACUACCACUCCUCAUGAUUCGAGUCCUUACCGUACAUUCUCUACCAUCCGCACUCUCGCUACUUUCCAGGACAAACCAAAUGAUCUUGAACUGCUGAUUCGUGAUGCUCGUUUGGAAACUACAAAGGCUUUUGCUUCAACUCGGGUUCAGGCACAGGGCAUAGUCAACCACUGGCUAGCAUUGGAAAAAAGUGCACAAGAUGUGGUCGGGACGUAUCAUGAGCCUACAGAGGAUUAUAUUCCUGGAUUGAUCUAUGUCACCAUUGCUGGAUUUGCUGGAUCUAUUCUUGCUAAAAACAGCAAUAUUCUCGUGGGUCUGCUGGCUCCAGUUGCUGGCUCAAUGGGUGCAUUUGCUUACUACUUUCCAACCACUCUACAAAACAUUGCCAUGCAACGCCAUGCAAGCACUGCUACUCCAUUCAAGAUUGGCAAUCUGUCAGUUUCAGAGUAUACAUGCUCAGUGCUCGACAAGGCUGCGUCGACCCUGGGUAUCACUCUCCCUUGGACAACCUCUGAGAAGAAAUAGUUUGACAAUAAAGUUGAUCAUUCACAGU